ACCAUGUGGAGAGUGGUCCUGGCCUACAGGAACUACCUGAUCACCUUUCUCACCCCUCUCCUGCUUCUCCCCCUGCCUCUGGCUGUUCCUUACAAGGAAGCACGAUGUGGUUACACUAUCAUCCUGAUGGCGCUCCUCUGGUGCACAGAAGCUCUGCCGCUGGCGGUCACAGCUCUCCUCCCGGUCGUGCUCUUCCCACUCAUGGGCAUCAUGGACUCCACAAAGGUGUGCAUGGAGUACCUGAAGGACACCAACAUGCUCUUCAUCGGGGGGCUGCUUGUGGCCAUCGCUGUGGAGCACUGGAAUCUGCACAAGCGCAUUGCCUUGAGGGUCCUUCUGAUACUGGGAGUUAGGCCCGCCUUGCUUCUGAUGGGGUUCAUGGGGGUCACCGCCUUCCUCUCCAUGUGGAUAAGCAACACAGCCACCACUGCCAUGAUGGUCCCCAUCGCACAAGCUGUCCUGCAGCAGCUGCACAAGACAGAGCAGGACAGGAUCUCUGCCGAGGAAGAGACCAUCAGGAACGGGAGUGUCAACAGAGCAAACACUGAGCAAAAGCCCGCUGGCGACCCUACUUAUGAAAGCGUGGUGGCCGUGGAGAAAGAGAAGGAGCCAGUCAACCAACAGCAGCUUGAACAGAAGCAUCUGACUCUUUGCAAAGGAAUGAGCCUUGCGGUGUGUUACUCAGCCAGCAUCGGUGGGAUUGCAACCCUAACAGGCACCACCCCUAACCUGGUUCUCAAGGGACAGUUGGAUGAGCUGUUUCGCAACAACGACAACGUGGUGAACUUUGCCUCCUGGUUCGGUUUUGCUUUCCCGGCCAUGAUAAUUCUUCUGGUGCUGUCCUGGCUGUGGCUGUUCCUGAUGUUCCUGGGCUUUGACUUCCGGAAGAACUUUGGCUGCGGCGCAACUGAGUCAGAGAAAUUGAGGUUGAAAGAGGCCUACAAUGUGAUCAGGAUCGAGCACCGGGCGCUGGGCCCAAUGAAGUUCUCUGAGAUCACCGUCCUCGUCCUUUUCGUCAUCCUGGUGUUGCUUUGGUUUACCAGGGAACCUGGUUUCAUGCCAGGCUGGGCAAAUCUUGCCUUUGCCGUAGGAGGGAAAAGCUACGUCACAGAUGCUACCGUGGUCAUCUUCAUCUCUCUGCUGCUAUUCCUGAUUCCCUCUGAGGUGCCCAGAUGUUGUUCCCAAGGCGGAGCCCAGCAAGGAGACAGGGCCCAGCAGAUCCAAGUCCCCCCAUCCCUCCUGGACUGGCAGACGGUCAACCGGAAGAUGCCCUGGAACAUCGUCAUCCUCUUGGGAGGCGGCUUUGCCUUGGCCAAAGGCAGCGAGGCUUCUGGCCUGUCCACGUGGUUGGGGAGCAAGCUGACCCCUCUGCAAAGCAUCCCUCACUCGGCCAUCACUUUCGUCUUGUGCCUCUUGGUUGCCGUAUUCACCGAGUGUACCAGCAACGUGGCCACGACCACCCUCUUUCUGCCUAUCCUGGCUUCCAUGGCUCAGGCAAUCUGCCUUCACCCUUUGUACGUAAUGCUGCCGUGCACACUCUCUGCCUCCCUGGCGUUCAUGCUCCCGGUGGCGACCCCUCCCAACGCCAUUGUCUUCUCCUAUGGGCAACUCCGAGUCAUCGACAUGGUCAAGGCCGGCUGCAUGCUGAACGUGUUGGGGGUGCUGACCAUCACUCUGGCCAUCAACACCUGGGCCUACCCCUUGUUCGAUCUGGGCCACUUCCCAGCCUGGGCCAACAGCACCUCAAGCGCUCACUGCUGA
Messenger RNA from Euleptes europaea (tarantolino), 1761 nucleotides. RefSeq names its product solute carrier family 13 member 2 (gene SLC13A2). Gene Ontology annotation, biological process: monoatomic anion transmembrane transport. Bases 4 to 1761 code for a protein of 585 amino acids. NCBI's taxonomy places the organism in Eukaryota, Metazoa, Chordata, Lepidosauria, Squamata, Sphaerodactylidae. The transcript is spliced from 13 exons. Gene Ontology annotation, molecular function: transmembrane transporter activity. The record is from RefSeq and is a predicted model, not a curated record. Gene Ontology annotation, cellular component: membrane.